Messenger RNA from Nymphalis io (European peacock), 1188 nucleotides. RefSeq lists its product as uncharacterized. The transcript is spliced from 6 exons. NCBI's taxonomy places the organism in Eukaryota, Metazoa, Arthropoda, Insecta, Lepidoptera, Nymphalidae. The record is from RefSeq and is a predicted model, not a curated record. The coding region runs from base 1 to 1188 and encodes 395 amino acids. Gene Ontology annotation, molecular function: iron ion binding; C-4 methylsterol oxidase activity. Gene Ontology annotation, biological process: sterol biosynthetic process.
AUGACGAACAAAGUGCGACAAAGGUCGCACAGCAAUGGACCUGAGGUAAAUGAAAAGGUAGAUGAAGAACAAAAAACAAAAUAUUGGGAUCCUCUCAUAGAUGGAGUAAGAUGGAUAGAAAAAUAUUCAGAACCUUUGGAGAAAUUCUUCGAAAGAUUACCAGAAUUUAUAAGCACAUUUAUAGCAACAUUUGCCGUUUUCACAUUCGGUGCUACACUGAGAGGAGAAUGGGUGGUUAUACUAGUCACAGCUUUAAAACAGAUUACCGGACAAACCCAGACGGUCCGUAAUAUGACAACGGAGGAAAUAUACAAGAUGUUCACGUCAGAAAAUUUAAAGAUGGAAAAUUUCGCCUUUAUUUUCAUAUCCGCCCAUUGCGUGUCGUUUGGCACGUAUUUUGCUAUAGGCGGCUUUUUACACUGGUAUUUUUACGUACGAAGAAGACAUUUAGCACAUGAGUGGAAGAUUCAGCCAACCAAAUGGUUGUCCCCAGAACUUGAACGACACGAGAUUAUGAUUGGAACGCUUUCUCUUAUCGUAACUGGAUCUUUCUCAGCGUUUCUCGCUUGCUACAUCUACAACGGAAACCCAUCAACCGUGUAUUACCAAUUCGAUGAGUUUGGCUGGUUGUGGUUCUUCCUUCAGUUUCCAAUAAUUUUCAUUUACAAGGAUUACACCACUUAUAUUCUUCAUCGUUUGUACCACACGCCAUGGCUGUACAAGCAUUUCCACAAACUUCAUCACAAGUAUAAACAACCGACUGCCUUCUCUGUGACUGCGAUUCAUCCCGUGGAGAUUAUGCACGUCCAACUCACAAUGUGCUUGCCGCUCUUUACUAUACCUGUCCAUUGGCUAUCUUUCUCCGCUGUUGCCAUGUAUAACUACUAUCACGGUAUUAUCGACCACUCCGGUAUCAACUUCAAAGCUCAGUGGUGGCAGCCUUGGCAACCAGAGGCAGAAUUCCAUGAUAAGCAUCACGAGUUUUUCCAUUGCAAUUUCGGCUUCAAUAUGUCUCUAUGGGACAAGUGGCACGGGACAAUGAGAAAGACGAAUCGAAUAUAUACCGAAGAAACCUUCCAUGGUGAAGCACCGGAUAUAGAUUCGCCAGAAGCUAAAAAGAUGAUUGAAACAGAUCCUGACGUCAAAGAGUUUGUUGAGCAAACAAAAGCCAGUUUAAAUGAUAAAUAA